AUGGGAGGACCACAGCAAAUUCGCGAAGCGUUUGACAUUGCUAAAAACUUUCUGACCCCAGUCCUCGAUCGAGAGGAAAUACAAAAGACUCAAGCUAAAUCUUUGCUGCAGAUCCUCAGUCGGACUUCGGGGGAGGAUGAUAGUGCUGGUGAUGAUGCCGCAAGGCCAACAGUGAUCAAUAAGGCUUUGGACAUCUUGACCAAUAUCCAUAGAUCUUUUGUUUCACCUGAUGACCAAUACGGGUCUCUUCAGUCAUGUGGGGAGGUUGAAGAGUCACCAUCAGAAGAUGCCAAGCGCCGUCGGAUGCUACAUGCAUUGUUGGACUUGAUUUCCCUAGAAGGAAUAUAUCCUUCGCUAUCAUCUGGUGUUGGGAUCCCACUGCAGCAGCGGGUGAUCUCGGUAUUACCAGCCGGCGUCAUUGCAAAGCAGACUCAAACAGUUGCUAGCAGUGUACCGCAUGAUGGGCCUCUUUUGCGCCGCAUAAUUGACGUUCUGGUUGAUGUUCUCUUUGACCCAAAACCAAGCCUCCAGCCGAUCAUUCGUGGUCGUAUACUAAGUGACAUAAUCAGUGGCACGUCUGAUCUAGCUUUCAAUCCAAAUACUGUGGCAUCAUCCCACAGGGAAAUGUAUCAGAAAACGCUGGCCAAGAUCAUUGAUGAUACCCCAACAACCGUCUUGUUGCCCACAUUGUCUGCGUUCCUCCAGUCGGAUACUGCGCAAUGGUUCAAGUCAACAAUUUCCAGCCAGAUCUCGCAAGUUCCGCUACGACCCGGCGGAGUAGUGCAAACCAUCAUGUUCAUUGCAUCACAGUUCUCCCCAUCGCUAGGCCAGGAAGCACAGGACCAAUCAAAUGGCCCUCGUUUAACUGUGCAGGCCAUCAUGCAAAUUUCACGACUCCUUUCCUCUGUGCCAUCGGAUUUUGAUACAACCGUCUAUUUUGAGACAAUUGCACCCCAGCUGCUAGCAUUAAUAGAUGGUGAUGAUCCGGAUCUGCGAAAAACUGCGUCGUAUGUCGUCGGUAAUGGAAUUUUGGGGAAACGUGCUUACGGUGCUCCUGGCACUGUUGGGCACUCCAUCUUUGUGGAGCCGAUAUUCAAUGCGCUCGCCGCGAACCUCGAUGCUAAAUCGAGGCGAUGGAUCAGUCGCUUCACCGAUAUCGAAGGCUCUAUGCCGGACCCCCCGGAAGCGGAUUAUACGUCCAAUGUCCUAGUGGAUGGUGUCACAGUGGACCUGGCUCUAAACAGACUGAGAUGUCUGACAUUGCAGCAUCCAAACCCGGGUCUCGUGAAACGAAUCGUGUAUCCGAUUCUUCUUCCGUUGUGGGGCUUGGUCUGUUUCUCUCAGGAGGACGGCCUGACCUCAUUCCAUGAAAGAAUCUUGCCCCUGCUCCAGACGUAUUUUGGAAUCUCCGUUGGCGCCCAACCCCUCAAAAAGCUGGUUGAUAAUCUUCUUUGGGAUGGGGGUGCGACAUGGACGUACAAUAAAGAUUCCAACGCUGGAAUCGCGUUGCAAAAACGGAGUGAGAAAGCAAACGAGCAUUCAAACUUGGUGCGACUGAUCGAUUCCCUCCAAGCACGAGCGGAGCUUUUCGUUAGUCUCAUUGGCUCGGAUCCUAGCAGUGAGGAACGGACCGGUGAUAUCUUCCUCUAUGUCAGUCAAAACUGGCUAGUGCAGCCGCAGGGCUCUGCAGUCCCACGCAACACAUUGAGCGGAGGUCCCGUUGGUGAAAGUGACAACAUUAUUCAGAAGCUUGUCAGUGCCAAGGUUGCAGAGAAGCUGCUUGAGAAUUUCAAAGAAGCACUGACUCGACGCCCGCUCCGAGUUUUAGAGCUUAUCAAGCAAGUUGUUGAUGGAGAGCUGCAUAGAUUUAGCGCACAAGAAAGGGCGAUGCAAGACAAAGUAAAUAGCAAGGUAUCCCUGUCAUCUUUAGCUAAUAUAGUGGAAACGGAGGACAAAGACAAGGAGGAAUCCGGUAAUGACUCCUUUGAGUCCGUCUCAACAGCCUUCAGUUUGAUGUCCACGCUUCUUGCAUCCGCUGAUUUUUCUCCUACUGCUGAAAUUCAGCCCCUCCUUGGAUCUCUCAAAGAGGAUCUCGAUCAACUCAUUCCCUUUCUCCCUUCUAUCCUCUCCAAAUCAGCAACUACCUCGUCUAUGUUGCUAGAGAUUCACCUUGCCGGUGCAGACGAAACCGCAAUCAAGGCAGUACCAGCUCAUGUUCAGGACCUUGAAACGCAUCGUCAAGCACUUGCGAACCUCAACUCAGAUCUACCACCUGUGCAGGCCGAAGGCCUAUCGCUGAUUUCGAAGCUGAUCAUGAACUCGUCACCCGUUCUAGAUGUAGGGUCAACCCUCGCACUCUUGCUCUCAGUUAUCACAGACACAUCUAAGACCGCUGCCAACGAGGAAUACGCAUAUCUCGGUGCAAUCAAGAUAGUUGGCAUACUUGCCUCACGUCACCCACGUACCGUGAUCAAAACGUUGGUUGAGGAAUACGCAGACAGACGCGAACAAAGAGCAUUGGACGAAAGGCUCAGGAUUGGCGAGUCUCUACUGCGAACAGUCCAGGAAUUGGGAGAUGCACUGGCCGGUGAGACGGCCAAAAUUCUUGGUGAAGCUAUGGUUGCUGUCGCCGGACGCCGUGGCAACAAGCAACAUGCACAGAAAAUCCGCAAGAAGCAACUUGCCAAGGAGAAGCGGGAACAGGAACGCGCGCAACGAAAGGAAAAAGAAUCGGCCAUGCCCGAAGGAUGGUCCAUUUCAUCUGGAGUAGCCAAAGCUGCUGCAGAACUCGACCUCACAGAACUUCAUUCGGACGACGAAUCCCCAGAGCAAUCAGAAUACGCCACAAACGUCGUUGCUGCAUGGGCUGCCGGUGCGUCCGCAGAUGAUGCCCCUGAUGACCUGCGCGUUCGGGCAUCGGCCAUCUCCAUUCUUGGCUCGGCCAUCAAUGUCAACAUCCUCGGUCUUGGUCCCGUCAUUCUUUCUUCCGCUGUCGAGCUCGGGCUCGCUACCCUAACUCUCGAGAGGGAACCUGAGAGUGCCAUCCUCCGCCGGGCGAGUAUUGUUCUUAUUCUAGACAUUCUGAAAGCUCUCGAGGCAGCGCGGGAGACACGCGGUAAUAAGGAUAUCGGAUUCGGUUUUUCACUUUUGGAUGACUCGACUUCCAAUUUUGCAACUCCAUAUGGUUCCAGUAUGCAAGGACAGUCAACCAUUGGAAACAUCCCUGCUAUGCUACGCACUCUCCGCUUCGUCGAGGGUUCUGAGGAGGAUGGGCUCGCUCGUGGAAAUCUGCGUGCUUUGAUUGAAAGCUUGGAGGCUUGGUCGGAGAAGUCUUUAAUGUGGGGCAUUGGCGCCCAGGAUGAUCAAGAUGCCUUCAGUCCACAAUUUGGCCUGGGUGACAGGAUCGCCGGUCUGCAGGUUGAUCCCAUGGCAGGGGAAACCACUGGGCGUCCGCGCAUCGAGGAGAUUGAAUGA
Messenger RNA from Penicillium hordei, 3474 nucleotides. Its product is annotated as RTP1/Tango6 family protein. The coding region runs from base 1 to 3474 and encodes 1157 amino acids. The record is from RefSeq and is a predicted model, not a curated record. Lineage: Eukaryota; Fungi; Ascomycota; Eurotiomycetes; Eurotiales; Aspergillaceae. Gene Ontology annotation, biological process: protein secretion. The transcript has 3 exons.